GGCCACCCCUCACGGUUCACCGUCUAAAUGCAUAAUUAUUUUCGUCCAAGCCGAGCAAGUUGCCAAUUGGACUGUUCCUUCUCCCGAACAUCGUGCUAUGACGUGAUCAUCGCGCAUAUACAACAUCAUGUCCGCCAAAGGCAAGGAAGCUGCCUCCGAGAAAGAGGCCGGUGCCACGAACCCCCGAGGCAUCCCGUAUGCGCCGUUCGUCGACAAGGUCGAGGACUAUGUCUCAUCACGCGAGGAGGUCGAGCAGACCCUACGAAGCUUCCAGGAGAUGAUAUCGAAAUACCAGUUCAUGGAGCUCAAUUUGCAGAGGAGGGUAACAGGCCUGAAGGACAAGAUGCCGGAUAUCCAGAAAACGCUCGAGACAGUCCGGUUCUUGAAGACGAGAACGGAGGAGUCGGACCCCAUUGAGACGACGUUCGAGCUCAACGACACAUUGUACGCCAAAGCAUCGUUGCCGCCAACGGAGGAAGUAUUUCUCUGGCUCGGGGCAAACGUCAUGUUGUCAUACCCAAUCGACGAGGCAGAAACACUCUUGGAGUCGAAGCUCUCGGCAGCAAAGUUGAGUUUUGCUAAUUGCGAAGAAGACCUGGAUUUCCUGCGCGAACAGAUUACGACCAUGGAAGUCGCGAUAGCGCGGGUUUACAACUGGGAUGUUGUGCAAAAGCGGAAAGAAAAGGCGGACGAGGACGGCAAAGGUGGAGGCAAGAAGGAAGGGGACGGAGACGGACACCCCAACGGAUGAUGGACCGGACCGUCGCAAUCUCCCUGGCGGUGAGGCAGUAGAUGAUUGUGGAGCAAGUCGGUGGCCCAUGCCAUUACGAGAUACGGCUCGAGAAAGAGGAUAUCUAUAAUACUAGACUCCACGUAGUGUGUAUCUCAUCGUCUGCUGAUAGAAGAUCCAUGGGUUUACGAGCUUGACGGCUAGGGCGACAGAAACCCCAAUUGGGGCUAGCUGUUGGGCCUGACGUCAGACAAUGCCCAUAUUGCUGGCUGCAGCCAGCCAUCCCAACUAUCGGCUUACCGUCCAACCCAAAUGAGCAUUUGCACACAUCGGA
Messenger RNA from Pseudomassariella vexata, 1064 nucleotides. RefSeq names its product Prefoldin subunit-domain-containing protein. The transcript is spliced from 6 exons. The record is from RefSeq and is a predicted model, not a curated record. Lineage: Eukaryota; Fungi; Ascomycota; Sordariomycetes; Amphisphaeriales; Pseudomassariaceae. Gene Ontology annotation, molecular function: tubulin binding. Gene Ontology annotation, cellular component: prefoldin complex; cytoplasm. Gene Ontology annotation, biological process: microtubule-based process; tubulin complex assembly; protein folding. Bases 128 to 751 code for a protein of 207 amino acids.